This is a messenger RNA of Olea europaea var. sylvestris, 579 nucleotides long. RefSeq lists its product as uncharacterized. The record is from RefSeq and is a predicted model, not a curated record. Bases 1 to 579 code for a protein of 192 amino acids. The transcript has 2 exons. Lineage: Eukaryota; Viridiplantae; Streptophyta; Magnoliopsida; Lamiales; Oleaceae.
AUGGAUCGUUUGGUCAAAGAUGUUAAAUCCUACGGGAUAUGGGAAUUCUUAAGAAAUUCCUUGAGCUCUAAAUUAAGAAAUGUCGUGUAUGCAGCUUGUGAGGCCUCAGUUAGGAGAGACUUGUGGGUGGGUCUUCACCACAUUUCGCUCUCCAUAGAUGAUUCUUGGCUAGUUGAGGGAGACUUUAAUAUCAUUGCACAUGAGGUUGAGCACACUGGUCAUAGUAGGCGAUAUAGUGGCUCUAGUGACUUCUCUAAUAUGAUGAUGGACUGUGGUUUAGAGGAUGCUGGUUUUACUGGGUCUAAAUUCACUUGGACAAAUGGUAGAGUUAGUAAAAGAUUGGAUAGAGUCUUAAGAAACUCAAUAGCUGUAGAUUUUUGCAAACAGCUUACUGUAGCGCAUCUCCAUUGUACCUCAUCUGAUCAUUCACCGCUACUUUUACAUUGGAUUUCUGAUGAAGAUUUAGCACCUAGACCUUUUCGGUUCCUAAAUGUAUGGACUAAGCAUCAUGGUUUCUUAGACUUCGUAUCUCAGAAGUGGUCACUCCCUACUCACUUGACAUGGACGACUGCUCUUUAG